AUGAAUAACGCUAUGCCAUAUGCCGGCAUGACGACUACCAUCAAAGAUAAGGAAGGCCACGGGGUUCCAUGCUUACAACCCAUCGAUGUGGUGGAAUGUAUGCAUCAAUAUUUCACAAAAUCACGGGAUAAACUGUCCUUAAGGAUAGGCGAUUUGAUUUACGUACUAAAUAAAGGUUCUAAUGGCUGGUGGGAUGGUGUCCUUAUAAGUCACAGCGCUAAUAAUAGUAAUUCGUUGACGCUAGACAGAGGUUGGUUCCCCCCUUCCUUUACACGCUCUAUUUUACACGAAUCACGCUGGACACCCACCAUCGGUGAUGACUUGGAAAUAUUCCAGGCGGGUUUUAAUCUUAAACUGGAAUUAUCAAGCAACCCAGUAAUCUUAUCAUUAGAAGACCUUUUAGACUGUUGUCGCGACAUUGAAUUUAAGGAACAACUGGUUUGGUCACCUACUCCCGCACAUGGAAAGAAAAACUGCUGUGAGCUUUUGUACUAUAACCAGGAUUUAGAUGUUUAUUGCCGCACCUUGCCAUAUUUACCACAAGAUCAACUGGAAACAAUAAAUGAUUCUUCAUCUUUUUCCCCAAUAUCCAACAUAAUUCGUAAAAAGAUGCCCAUAACGUCAAGCCCAGAUCUGUUUUAUCUCAAUGAUUGUGAUGUCGUCUAUUGGUAUGACCUCACUCGCUUAGUUUGUCAUUAUGUUAAUUUAACAGAGCGCGAGCUGUUGAGAAAUGACAGGGAAAGUUUUCUAACUUCUUUGGAUUUAUUAUCAGUUCAAAUAACUUAUGUUUAUACGCUCUUUAGGAAUCUUGGUUUAGUUGAAGACAGCUUCAAAAAAACCCUCAAAAAGCUAAUUUACACAUUGUCUAAGUUCUCAAUAAAUUCAAAUAUUUGGUUUCAUUCCGCUUCCUAUGAAGAAAGAGGAAUCACGGUCUCACAGGAGGAUUCAAGAGAAAAGUCCCCGCUUCUACAAUCAAUUUUAGGAACUUUUCAAAAAUUUCAUUUUCUAUUACGUUUAUUGCAUUUCCUCUCACAUCCUAACGAAUUUACCAUAUUACCUCAAUUGACUCCUCGAUUUUUCAAGGAUUCUUUCAAUACAAUCUCCUGGAAUAACCCAUUUUUGCGAAAGCACUUCAACCACCGCAUGUCCCAUGACCUACCGAGGGGAAUGAUCAAGGCCGUUGCAGGUGCUUCAGGAUUUGUGGCAGAAAAUAUUGAUGAGAUUCCAGUUCCCAAACGGGGCACUUCGUGCUCUCAAGAAUCGUCUCACCAUACACCAUCCGCCCCUUUUCAAAGAAGGAGAAGAGGAAACACCCUCUCCAAUAUGUCAAGAAGUUCUAGUGAGUCCGAUACGAUAUGGUCUAGAAGGAAAAAACCGUACCUGCUAAAUGAAGAGACUCUAAACCUCUUAAAGGCCAGGAAAAAGCAGCUUGAUGUGAAAUUGAAACAAAUGAUUCAAAGUGCUAACGAAUAUCUGAGUAACACUGCCAAUUUUUCAAAAAUGUUGAAUUUCGAAAUGAACUUCAAGACCUAUGAAGAAGUCAGUGAAACAAUUCCUAUCAUUGAUGUUCUAGAAAAUCUAGACUUGACCAUUUUUCUAAACCUGAGAGAGUUGGGUGAUGAGGAUAGAGUUUUUGACGAAGAUGUUGCCAUUGAUGAUGAAGAUAAAGAGUUUUUAAAUCAUUCUUUAUCAUCAUUAUCGUACAUUUUGUCUGACUACUUCAAUAUGAAGCAAUAUUUUCACGAUGUCGUCGUGAAAUUUAUAAUUGUCGCUCAGCAUUUGACCUUAGAAGAUCCUUUCGUUUUCUCUCCGAUGCAAAAUGACUUACCUACCGGUUAUUAUGAACCAGUAAAACCUUCAUCCUUGAACUUAGAUAGUGCCAAGAAUAAUAAGAAGAACGGGAAUCAAAAUGUUGAAAACCAAGUGGAGGAAGAUGAAUAUGAGGUAGACGUGGAUAGUAUUCUUCUUUUCCAUAAUCUGGUCAACCAAGAUUCUGAUUCUAAUGACUUAAAAUUUUUCAAUCUCUCCCACGUUUUCAAAAAAUCCUGUGAUGACUAUUUUGAUGUGCUUAAGCUAUCUGUCGAGCUCGUGAAUCAAUUAGUUCUGGAAAGGGAGAAUUUGUUGAAUUAUGCUGCUAGAAUGAUGAAAAAUAAUAUUACGGAAUUACUAUUGCAGGGAGAAGAAGGUUAUGGAUCUUAUGGCGGGAGUGACGCUAUCGAUAAAAAUGAGUCAGAUACUUUUUAUACAGAUUCUGCUAAUAAAGUUAAUGAUGAAUGGCGUGACAGUCAAGUCAUGUUACCGAGGUACUUGCAGCGCGAGUAUGAUAGUGAACUGAUUUGGGGCUCCAACAAUAGGAUUAAAGGCGGUUCUAAACAUGCAUUGAUCUCUUACUUGACAGAUAAUGAAAAGAAAGAUCCAUGUUUCAAUAUUACUUUUUUAAUCACUUUUAGAAGCAUCUUUACUACAGCAGAGUUUUUGAGCUAUUUGAUCUCUCAAUAUUAUUUGGAUCCACCAGAGGAUUUAUGUUUUGAAGAAUAUAAUGAAUGGGUGACGAAAAAGCUAAUACCGGUAAAACGUAGAGUUGUUGAAAUUAUGACAACCUUUUUCAAACAAUACUGGUUCCCAAGCUAUUACGAGCCCGACCUUGCAACCCUAAAUCUGGAUUAUUUUGCGCAAGCAGCAGCGAAGGAGAAUAUAGCAGGAUCCGUGGAAUUAUUAAAUGAGAUCUGUCAGAAGUUUAAACAUGACAAUAUGCAAGAAGCGGCUGCACCACUCAAGACGUUAGCUCCACAAGUCAACCAGAAAAAUCAUUCGGCCUCUUUGUACUCCACCACAGAAUCCAUUCUUGCCGUUGAUCCAGUUUUAUUUGCUACCCAAUUAACCAUAUUAGAGCAUGAAAUCUAUUGUGAAAUAACUAUUUUUGAUUGUUUACAAAAAAUUUGGAAGAACAAAUACACAAAAGCCUAUAGUGCAUCACCAGGUUUGACCGAGUUUAUCAGUUUUGCUAAUAAGCUGACAAAUUUCAUAUCCUACUCCAUUGUAAAAGAGGCAGAUGAAAGUAAACGUGCUAAGCUGCUAUCCCAUUUCAUUUUUGUUGCAGAAUAUUGUAGGAAAUUCAAUAACUUUUCUUCCAUGACUGCAAUUAUUUCAGCAUUAUAUUCCUCACCCAUUUAUCGUUUAGAGAAAACUUGGAAGGCAGUUAUUCCUCAAACUAGAGAUCUAUUGCAGUCUUUGAACAUGCUGAUGGAUCCUAAGAAAAAUUUCAUAAAUUACAGGAAAGAGCUGAAAUCUUUACACAGUGCACCAUGUGUACCGUUUUUCGGCGUUUAUUUAUCUGACUUAACCUUCACGGAUUCUGGAAAUCCAGAUUAUCUUGUUUUGGAACAUGGUUUGAAGGAUGUUCGUGAUGAAAAAAAAUAUAUAAACUUUAACAAAAGGACCAGACUUGUUGAUAUCUUACAAGAGAUCAUAUAUUUCAAGAAGAAACAUUACGAUUUUGUUAAAGAUCGGACAAUAAUUGAACAUAUAUCCAAUUCGUUGGAAAACAUCCCCCAUAUUGAAAAACAAUACCAGUUGUCAUUGAUCAUUGAGCCGAAACCUAAAAAGAAAGUCGUUCCAAAUUCGAAUUCGACUAAUAAAUUACAAGAAAAAACCAGGGGAAAUCAAACGGAUGAAGGAAAAACACCCGCUAAGAAAGAAAGAUUUCCAAAAUUUCCAUUAGUCAAGACAAAGAAAAAGACUCCGAAAGUUUCUAAAUAA
Messenger RNA from Saccharomyces paradoxus, 3759 nucleotides. RefSeq lists its product as uncharacterized. The record is from RefSeq and is a predicted model, not a curated record. Gene Ontology annotation, cellular component: plasma membrane. The transcript has a single exon. Lineage: Eukaryota; Fungi; Ascomycota; Saccharomycetes; Saccharomycetales; Saccharomycetaceae. Gene Ontology annotation, molecular function: guanyl-nucleotide exchange factor activity; protein binding. The coding region runs from base 1 to 3759 and encodes 1252 amino acids. Gene Ontology annotation, biological process: positive regulation of GTPase activity; Ras protein signal transduction.